Messenger RNA from Pseudo-nitzschia multistriata, 2688 nucleotides. Lineage: Eukaryota; Bacillariophyta; Bacillariophyceae; Bacillariales; Bacillariaceae. The record is from the annotation of a GenBank genome assembly.
CUGUUGCGGUAAAGCACCGUAGGGGACCACCGAAUUUUUUAGAACCCCUGGGGAGGCUGAUUCCGAUUCUCUGCCGACUGGGAAUGGAAAAGGAAGGUCGUCGCUACAGCCCAACACAUCGAUCGCCGGUUCGUCGUCUCACUGCCGUCCAUUCCGAUUCGGUUUCAAUCGAACGUUCUUCCAGUACGAGAACGAAUACGAAUACGAAUACGAAUACGAGUACGCAUCGGUAACCAAAGUCGAAACUCCGAGUGCACAAUACCACACAACAGGAACCAAUACAGGCACUGUUCCAGGAACUGUACAUCCGAGCUGUGCGAGGAUUGAUUCCUUUGAAGGAUCAAUCUUAUUGAACAAAAGGGCUGCAACAAAGUUGCACCAACCGCAACACAAAACGGCAACUCUGGAUCGAUCGCAAAGGGAUCGACCGUCGUCCCGUCCAAUUCUGUUCUGUUUUGUUUUGUUUUGUUCCAAUCUGUUUCUUUUCUUUCCUUUCGAGCUAAGCACAACCAACGAACGGAAGACCACGACAGCUUGCGAGAAAAGUCUAGAUUUGAUUUUGAUAGAUUGAUAGAUUCGUUUUCAUGGCCAACGUUUGAAUCCAUCCUCACCGCUAGCUAGCUACAUCACCACAACCACAAAAACAAAAACAAGCACUACACCAUCCUACGAGCACGGCAAGAAGCGAAGCAAGCAAGCCACCUCGCUAUCGCACCAACCCCUCCAACAGCUAAAGCUACACCACCAACAGACACCAUGGGGCAAACCACUUCGAAAGACGACCCGCUAGAAUCGGCCUGCAAGUCCGCCCCGGACCUGCGAAGCGCAUCCACCGCCGAGCUGUCGCAACCGGAGGCCCGGAAAGAAGACCUCCACUCUCUCCCCGCUGUCCUGGGAAAGAUGCUCCCCAAGGUGCUCCUUUUGAGCCACCCCAGCGGAAGCAAGAACCACAACGACGACGGCUUUUCUAGGGCUACCGAGAGCACCGGGCAGCUGACCCCGCCUUCCCCGCUGGGGAGCAGCAGCAGCAGCAACCUUUCGGCGGCCAAGAACCACAAGAGCCACGUGGGGCAUCACCCCAUUCACCACCACUACCACAACUGCCUCGAUUCGGACACGAACCCGAAUCCACACGCUGCCUCGAAGGCAACCACAAACGCAAACGCAUGCCCCCACAGGAAUCUCCAAGCCGAGGCAACCCUGCUUCGCCAGCGAGACCCCGAUCACCACCACCAGCGAUCGACGAUGGCUGCGAGGGUCCACCGUCCCGACAAGAGAUCGAACCCCGUCAAGUUUCGGAGGUGGCAGACCAUCGGGGGAGACCACGUUCGGCCCCUGGGGUACCACGCACACCGCUCCUGCGAAGCGGCGGCCCGGGCUUUCCCCGAAGCCAGCGCCGCCGCCGGCACCGAUCCGAGCGCCGGAUCCAAGCAGACGCCGCCUCCCGACCUAUCGUACCUCGAGCGCAUGUACGACUCCCGCACCUGGGAGAUGUACCGGCGCAUCACCACCCAUCGGGAAAAGGUAGAGGCCUUUCACGCCAAGAACGCCAGGGCCCGGAGGGAGGACCUCAAGAAGGGCAACGACGACCGCCACUCGGCGGCCAACCGGACCACCGUCUCGGAGCCCGCCCUCAGGCGGGUGGCCCGGGCACAGAGCUUUGCCAGCGGGAGUCCCUGCCGCGAGCCGCCCAAGGGGUCGUCCCCGGCCUCGUCCGUUUCGGGUUCCUUUGCCACCACCGCGUCCUCGGCGAUCGGGGAGCAGCAGCACCACCACCAUCAACAACAACAUCAACAACAAUGCAUUGCACAACAGGCGCAUCCGUUUGCGUGCGGAGGAAGCAGCGAUUGCCAUCCCCACUCGUACGACCACCACGUGGACCUUGGCAACGAGGACGACGAUGCGCACGGCUUUGGCUUCCUCCACCGCUCUACCGAGUGGAGGGGGGACGACGAACACAACCUCUACGACCGGGAGGACCACUCGGCACCCCCCUACCACUACCAGCACACGCACUACUGCGACAGCGGCCGCCGGUACCUCCAGCACGAGUGCCCGCAGCCCAGCGGCCACUACAACGUCAAUGCCAACAACGAAAACUACUCGGAAUGGGAACACAUGAACGGAGAGGUCGAGGACGAGGAGGGCCACGUUAACGGCGAGAGCAGCUCCGACCCCACCAUCUUUCUCUUUGAUUUUUGAGGAAACAGAGCACCCUAGAAACCAAAAAAACAGCACCCGCUCGCAAACGCACACACAGACAAACGUCACUGUCAUUACCACCACCACCACCCCAUUUGCCGAUAUAUACUAGAAAGAACAAAAAGAAUCGAAUACGAAACACAACUGUCACCUUUUAUACAAAAGCGCGCUAGCUAUAGCAAUCAUGGACCACGUUGGGAGUCUCCCGUCUCGGCUGCCACAAACACCAAACUACUACGACCCCAUCCCGUCACAACAGACACGCACACGCAUACGCAAACCCACAAUCACAUCACGUCACAACCACAACCAUCACAACAAUGCUACCGAGUCCGUACCGUACGAACGAUGCCCGCAAUUUGCGCACGCUACGCUACGCUAUUUCGCUAUACAAUUUUCACUACCUGCCUGUACCAAGACCGAGAACACCGUUCGACUACCAUUAAUGCAACUACUAUACUAUUUUAAAAAAUACGAAAUACCAAU